Molecule: messenger RNA, 489 nt
Organism: Sphenostylis stenocarpa
Lineage: Eukaryota; Viridiplantae; Streptophyta; Magnoliopsida; Fabales; Fabaceae
Source: the annotation of a GenBank genome assembly
AUGCUGGGGGAUUUCAUCAAUAGAAUCCUUAUUCUCAUUCUGGGGUAUGCAUACCCUGGAUUCGAAUGCUAUAAAACUGUGGAGAAAAAUAGGGUAGACAUUGAAGAACUUCGCUUCUGGUGUAAAUAUUGGAUCAUUGUGGCACUUUUGACUGUAAUGGAAAAGUUUACAGAUAUAUUUAUUGGAUGGCUGCCAAUGUAUGGAGAGAUGAAGCUGGUGCUCUUUGUCUACUUGUGGUAUCCCAAAACUAAAGGGAGUGGUUACAUUUAUGAGACAAUUUUGAGGCCAUAUGUGUCAAAGCAUGAAACUGAGAUUGACAGGAAAUUGAUGGAGUGGAAGGCAAGAGGAUGGGAUUGUGUGAUAUUUUACUGGCAAUAUUGUGCCAAAUUUGGGCAAACUGCAUUUGUGCAGGUUCUUCAGCAAUUGGCUUCUCAGUCUGGAAAAUUUUCAUCAAACCCCAACGCAGAGGUAAAGUCUCGAGAUGAUUGA